AUGUGUGAAGACGCCACUGUUCAGCAGCAGCCUGUGGAGACUGUCAAUGUACACCAAAUAGUCACUGAGAAACAUUGUGUUCAAACUCACACUGACCUGUCCCAGGUUCAGCUGGCUUGCUGUUGGCACUAUUGUGCCUUCCCUCUUCAUGGACGGGAUAUCUGCAUCUGGAAUACCUGCGAACCUCUUCUGCAGCCAUUGGAAUUAAAAGGACAUCACAAGUAUAUUACUGCGCUGGCAUUUGGCAACUUGUAUGAACCACUUCUUCUGUGUUCAGCGGCUCAUGAUUAUGUCAUUAUAUGGGAUGUGGAAGCAUGUCAGAAGAAAAUACUACAAGGUUUUGUGGCUAGAGGAACCAUUGCAGGCAUUCUGCUGGGAAAGGUCUUAUAUUUAUGUUUCAGUCCAGAUGAUCAAACUGUGGCAACUUGUGCGGACAACAGCAUUUAUCUGCUGAGCUGCAAGCAGGAGAAUGUUUUGGCUGUGUUGGAAGGUCAUCUUGCUGCAGUGACGGCUGCAGAGUUUUGUCCUUGGCAACCGAGUACGCUUGUAUCAAUCUCUGAAGACAGAACUUUUAAGGUUUGGGAUCUCACCUGUUAUGAAUUACUGUAUCAAUCUGCAGUGCUAUCAGGCUACCCACUGUUGAGUUUGUGCAUGAACAGCAGAGAUAAGCAGUUUAUUACAGGAUCUGCUGAUGGUCAGCUGUAUGCUUUCGUUUUAUUGGACGGACAACCUUGUCGCCGUGUUCUCCACAUUGACCUGCACAAAGAAUAUCAAAAAUACCACUGCAAGGUCCAGCGGAAAGUUACCCUAUCUGAGAAACCAGGUAUUCGUGGUCUGAACAGCUCUAAGAAUCUAAAGUAUUCAUCGUCAUUUCUCAACAAUGAGAGUGAAUCUUGUGCAUAUAUUGAGCUUCCAAUCCUCAGACUGUAUUGCUGUGAACAUUUAUUAACCAGUUUAUUGAAACACAAUUCAGCCAAUGCAAAAAAUAGCUGCAGUAGUGUGUGGGUCGGCACAAUAAAUGGAUUAUUCAGUCUUAAUCUUGGCACUGGUGAGAUUGAAGCCACUGUACAAUUUGAAGAUCAUCUUGGGCUCAGCAUUCUGACAACUGGAUCUUGUGCAAUAGCAAAUGGAAGCAGUAACCAGGUUUUGUGUCUCCUUUCUUCCAUGUUUGGAAAUGAUAUUGCUCUGCUGGAGAUUCAUACUCAGGAACUUGCAGCUGUGUGCCUUAACUACACCAAUCUAACAGAGGGCAAGGAGGAAAUUUUGAACGUAAUUGCUAGAACACCUUUACUGCCCACUUCUCCAUUAACCGUUGAUCUAGUAAAAAAAGAAAAAGGUCAUUCAAAGACAGUAAUGAGCACCAUGAACGAUAAACCAGUCGUGUAUCAUACCAAAGUGAAGUCUUCUGGCUAUACCUCAGCACCUAGGAUGAAUCUGUUCUCAUCUAAAGUAAAUUCCUCAAGACAUUCUAACUCUGCAGUGCAGACCAAAAAUAACCGCAAGGGAUUUACCAAAGAAUACCCAUUGGACAGCCUGGCACCAAACAAACUGUACAAACAAGUGGUUGUUUCAAACAAACCAACAGCUGUAUGCUGCCUGCAGUAUUCAGGAGAUGGAAAGCGGCUUGCCUGUGGUCUGGCUGACAAAACAAUGCUUGUGUAUACUUCUUCACUUGCAGGAUCCCCGGCAGUGUUUAAAGGUCACGAUGGAGCAGUGUCUUGUGUUAGUUGGUCCCAAAAUAAUAAAUGGCUGCUAUCGGCAUCUGAAGACCAAACGCUGUGGAUCUGGCCAGCUCAAGGCUCAAAACCAGCACUGAUCUUGGGGGCUGACACCUUUCUGAAGCCAGCACGGUCUGCUCAGUUCUACUAUAUGGACAAAUUUCUGUUGUUUGCUUCUGGAUCAGAGUUUCAGCUGCACAGAUACCAUUUGGAUACCAGCAGAGAUGACAUUAAAAGUUAUAAAAAGAAGAGCAGAAGCAAAUUAGUUGGCAAAUUCAAGAUGACUGCCACCCAGGAGAUCACCUGCCUGUCAGCCGUGAAUGACUUCUAUUCUUAUAUUGUGUUGACAGCUGGCACCAACCGUGCUUUAGAAGUGUUUGAUCUGAAUGUUGGUCAAAGUGUAGUAACUGUUCCAGAUGCUCAUGCUAGACCUGUGCACCAGAUCUGCCAGAACAAGGGCUCAGCAUUUAGUACUCAGCCUUCAGAAGCCUAUAAUCUCUUCCUGACGACUGCUGUCACAGAUGGCAUCAAAUUGUGGGAUUUACGCACCUUAAGAUCUGUCCGUCGAUAUGAAGGAUACCACAAUCGCUGCCAGCCCUGUGGGAUUGCCUUUAGUCCCUGUGGGAGGUUCUUGGCCACAGGAUCUGAAGACAAAUGUGCUUACUUGUUUGAACUUGGCUCCAACAAUUUCAUUCACAAACUAUCAGGACAUACAGACACCGUCAUCAAUUUAGCAUUUAGCUAUUCUGCACCCAAGCUCACCACGGCCACCCUGGAUGGCAAACUCCAACUCUAUGUACCGUAAGGAAUGAAAACCAAAAAGCACACAGUGGACUCUUGAAAACUGGACCUAUAACUUGGACACAGCAGACAUUGUUUACAAUAGAUGAAGAAGUUGAAGGGUUUUCCACAAUGGAAACCAAAUUAUAACUGCGGUACACCGGAAAC
This is a messenger RNA of Callorhinchus milii (elephant shark), 2666 nucleotides long. RefSeq names its product WD repeat domain 27 (gene wdr27). The transcript is spliced from 24 exons. The record is from RefSeq and is a predicted model, not a curated record. Gene Ontology annotation, molecular function: protein binding. Bases 1 to 2523 code for a protein of 840 amino acids. NCBI's taxonomy places the organism in Eukaryota, Metazoa, Chordata, Chondrichthyes, Chimaeriformes, Callorhinchidae.